UCCGCCCAGCGCCUGCUGCGCGCCGCCGCCACUGAGGCCGGAGCUGCCGCCGCCGCCGCCCAGGCCCAGGCCUAGGCCCAGGUCGGAGCCGCCCGCCCGCCGCGACCUGCGGCCCGGCCCCGCGCCCCGCCAUGUCGGCCCAGGCCCAGAUGCGGGCCCUGCUGGACCAGCUCAUGGGCACGGCCCGGGACGGUUCAGUGUAUCUUUGCCUGCCUACAUCAAUCUGCAAGGGAGUUGCAGAAAAGCCUCAUGUUCAUCGAGCCGAGAUGAAACCAGACAAAGGGUGAAGUUUACAGACGAUCGCGUUUGCAAGAGCCACCUUCUGGAUUGCUGUCCUCAUGAUAUCCUGGCUGGAACACGAAUGGACCUGGGAGAAUGUACAAAGAUCCAUGACUUGGCACUGCGAGCAGAUUAUGAGAUUGCAAGUAAAGAGAGAGACCUGUUUUUUGAGCUGGAUGCGAUGGAUCACCUGGAAUCCUUCAUCGCAGAGUGUGAUAGGAGAACAGAACUGGCCAAGAAACGCCUGGCUGAGACACAGGAAGAGAUCAGUGCUGAAGUGUCUGCAAAGGCAGAGAAAGUGCAUGAGCUGAAUGAAGACAUUGGAAAGCUCCUAGCUAAAGCUGAACAGCUGGGAGCUGAAGGAAAUGUUGAUGAGUCUCAAAAGAUCCUGAUGGAAGUGGAGAAAGUCCGAGCAAAAAAGAAAGAGGCAGAGGAAGAAUACCGAAAUUCAAUGCCUGCAUCCAGUUUCCAGCAGCAGAAGCUGCGUGUGUGUGAAGUCUGUUCAGCAUAUCUUGGUCUCCAUGACAACGACCGGCGUCUUGCUGACCACUUUGGAGGCAAAUUACACUUGGGUUUCAUUCAGAUUCGUGAGAAACUGGACCAGCUGAGGAAAACAGUGGCAGAAAAGCAAGAGAAGAGAAACCAGGAUCGUUUGAGACGGAGAGAGGAGAGAGAACGAGAGGAGAGAAUGGGCAGACGGUCUGGAUCAAGAAACAGAGAUCGCCGAAGAUCACGGUCUCGGGACAGGAGGCGAAGACGCUCGAGAUCAGCUUCCCGUGAACGGCGGAAGUCUCGCUCCCGGUCCCGAGAACGACACAGACGCCACCGGAGCCGUUCCCGCAGCCACAGCAGAGGUCACCGACGGGGGUCCAGAGAUAGGAGUUCAAAACACAAAUCUUCUAGAGAUCGAUCUUCAAGAGAAAAGUCACGAGACAGAGAGAGAAAAGAGAAGAGCUCUUCUGAGAGGCGGCACGAGAGCACAAAUGGCAAAUCUCGUUCCAAGAGAUCAGAAGAGAGAGAAGCUGGCGAGAUCUGAACUCACAUGAUCUGUGUUGCACUGUAAAUAGUCUGAUAAACAUUCUACACAAAGCCUAAAUUUCCCAUUUAUAUUUACUGAAUACAACUCAUCUUUUGUAGUUUGGAAUUUUUAUUGUUUGGCAGAUAGCUGUGAGUUUGUAGAGACACAGAGUUACGUACUGUUUAACAGGAUUUUGUUUUAGUAGGAAUAAAUAAAUCUGGAUGGAUUGUUCUCAA
Molecule: messenger RNA, 1533 nt
Organism: Phalacrocorax carbo (great cormorant)
Lineage: Eukaryota; Metazoa; Chordata; Aves; Suliformes; Phalacrocoracidae
Source: RefSeq, a predicted model, not a curated record